AUGGAGGAAGAAGGGCAUAAGGUCAAUGAUUAUACUAACGAGGACACUGAUUACACUGAUGAUGAAGACUACAACGACGAGGACUACACUCCAGAGUUUGAGACGGCGUCUAAACGUCAGAAGCGCCACACCCCGGAGCAGAUCCAAGAACUGAGAGCUGCAUUCCAACGGUAUGACCACCCAGAUCAGCCGACACGGCGGGUGCUCGGCGCAAAGAUUGGCCUGCAGGCCAGACAGGUGCAGUACUGGUUCCAAAACCAGCGCUCCCAGAUGCAGGCGAAGGCUCUGGUGCACAACAGUAAGGUGUUUCAGCACGAGAACGCUGUACUGAUGGCCGAGAACGUGUCACUCCGUCAGGCCAUACUAACCAAGUCCUGCUUCACGUGCGGCGGCGCGACGGUGCCCAUCGAGCUGACGGCCGAGAACCGGCGCCUGGUGAUGGAGAACGCGAGGCUCAGAGACGAGAACAUGCGCGCCACCGCCCUGCUGAACCAGAUCUUGCUCUCGGUGCCCCCGGCCGAGCGCCCACCAGUCAUCACCAGCGGCCGCCCCGCCGUGCUGUCCGCCAGCGAGGGGGCCAGAAGGGCCGACCGCGCCGCUCGUCUCCGUGCGCACGCGGAGGCUGCCAUGGACCAGUUCCUGCUGCUGGCGACCAAGGGGGAGCCGUUGUGGUUGCCCACCCCGGACGGAGAGGUGCUGAGCUACCUGGGGUACCAAAAGAGAGCACUCCCGGUGCACCAUGGGUUCUGCCCGGACGACGAAUUCGUCGUGGAGGCCACCAGGGAGACUGGCAUGGUCAGAGCCUCUGCCGGCGCUGCCUACCUCGUCGCCAUCCUCACAGACGCGAAGUGCUGGUCCGAGAUGUUCCCUAGCAUCGUGGCGGGUGUGACCGCCAGGAGUGAUGCUGCCAUCUUCAGUGGCAAUUUCGGCUCCCGUAUUCAGCUGAUGACCGCAGAGCUGCUGGUGCAGUCGCCACGUCUGCUCAACCGCAGAAUCAACUUUCUAAGGUAUACCAAGCCAGUGGCGGAGGGGCAGUGGGCUGUGAUGGACGUGUCCGUCGACGCCAUCCUUGGACCGCCAGGCAGCCGCAUCAUCGCUGAAGCUGCCGUUGCAAACAACACUGUUGUGCCGGCGUCGUACACGGGCUGGAGGCUGCUGCCGUCCGGCUGCCUCGUUGAGGACAUGCCCAAUGGCUACUGCAAGGCAAGUGCAAUCACAUGGGUUGUCCACGCGGAGUACGACGAGACCACCGUGCCAACAAUGUUCAGGCCACUGUUCCGCUCUGGGAAGGCUCUCGGCGCACACCGCUGGCUCGCGUCGCUCCGGAGGAAGUGCGAAUACCUCGCUGCUCUGCACUCCAGCCAAGUCCCAAGAAACGACAACACAGCAGCUGCCAUUUCGUCAAUGGGGAAGAGGGGGAUCUUGAAGCUGGCCCAGAGGAUGAUGGCGGUUUUCUACUCGGCUGUCUCUGGUCCCGUCACUCAGCCGUCUAGCAACCUCUACGAGUGGCCUGCAAGUACCGGCACGGGCUCCGGGAGCACUGACGCAGCUGUGCGCAUGGUGACCUGGAAGAAAGCCGGCAGCGUGGCUGACCUGGUGCUGAGCGCCAGCACCACGGUGUGGCUGCCGAACACGCCGCCGCAGCUUGUAUUCCAGUACCUCUGCGAUGGCCAGCGCCGCGGCGAGUGGGACGCCUUCGCCAAUGGCGCGGCGGUGACUGAGCUCUGCUCUGUGGCCACGGGCCAUCUCCAUGGCAAUGCUGUCUCCGUGCUCAACUCCAAUGUGACCGAUGGAAUCGACAGCAAAAAGGUGCUGAUCUUGCAACAGGCGUGCACCGACGCGUCAUGCUCCAUGGUGGUCUACGCUCCUGUCGAAGAGGACUCCAUGCGUGCGGUCAUUAACAGUGGUGACCACGCCUCCAUCUUCCUCCUGCCGUCUGGGUUCGCCGUCCUCCCGGAUGGCCACGGCAGGGCUCGGCAUGCUCCGAGCUCCUCCAGCGCGGUCGUCGGCCGCGACAACACUGCUGGUUCCCUCCUCACUGUGGCAUGUCAGGCACUGCUGCCCGGCUCAUCCCCAUCGGAUAACCAUGUCACCGCCGAGGCCUUUGACGACGUUGGCAAGCUGCUCUGUCGUGCACUGAAGAAGAUCAAGGCUGCCGUCAAGGCCAACAUCGUCAUCCCAGCUUGA
Molecule: messenger RNA, 2187 nt
Organism: Miscanthus lutarioriparius
Lineage: Eukaryota; Viridiplantae; Streptophyta; Magnoliopsida; Poales; Poaceae
Source: the annotation of a GenBank genome assembly